GUCAAGCCGAGUUUGCGGCUGCAAGCCAAAACGACAAGUAAGCGUUUCGCGCGGAGUCUUUCGCUCGUUUUUGUGAGCAGUUCUGUUAAACUGUGUUGUAGUUCCGGUGGUGUAAAUCGAAAAGAUGACGAUGUCAGCCGUAAACCCAUCCAGUCUGCUGCCCUUGGAGCUGAUCGACAAGUGCAUCGGAUCCAAGAUUCACAUAAUCAUGAAAAGUGACAAAGAGAUAGUGGGAACGCUACUUGGCUUCGACGACUUCGUCAAUAUGGUGCUCGAAGACGUUACGGAAUACGAGAGUACCCCUGAAGGCAGGAGGAUUACGAAACUGGACCAAAUUCUUCUUAACGGUAACAACAUUACGAUGAUGGUUCCUGGAGGCGACAUGCCAGACUCUUGAACGAAAAAUCAUCUGGGCCUUCAUUUCACAAUAUGCCUAAAGAAAUCAACUUUGCACUCAUUCGAAGAAUGUACAUAUGAGGAUAUUAAACAUGUCAUCCCCUUGUUUUCA
Dermacentor andersoni is the source of this 508-nucleotide messenger RNA. Its product is annotated as U6 snRNA-associated Sm-like protein LSm5. Gene Ontology annotation, cellular component: U4/U6 x U5 tri-snRNP complex; U6 snRNP; Lsm1-7-Pat1 complex. Lineage: Eukaryota; Metazoa; Arthropoda; Arachnida; Ixodida; Ixodidae. The record is from RefSeq and is a predicted model, not a curated record. Gene Ontology annotation, molecular function: RNA binding. Gene Ontology annotation, biological process: mRNA splicing, via spliceosome.